AUGCUGGCAUUGGGUGGCCCCUCCAUAUUUCGCUUAUAAGUGAGGUCGAUGGUCCUCCUAUAAUCCAAGUCGCUGCAGAACAAGUAGUAGUGCUGCGUGGCCUAAACAAAAACAGACGAUUGACCGAUCAGAUUAAAAUGAUAAUUCAUCUUGGAUUUGUGGUAACAGUUCUAUAUACCGUAUCGGCACAAAACUCAACGACAACCGAACCAGCACAAGCAAAAGAAACCACCACAGCUGCGCCUGCAGCAAUUUCAAGAGAAAAUGAAAUAGUUGAAGCACAACCUGAAGUAAACCAAUUCUAUUUAAGACCCCAGCUUAAUCCACAGCUGGUGCCUUAUGCUUAUUUGGAACCUCAAUUGCAGUUUGAUCCGGGAUUUUCAAGAAUACAGCCUCAAGUAGUUCUUUAUGGCGGAGGACAAGGACAACCUAUUUUAAUAAAUCCAGGUAACCCGCCCGGCAAUUUUCUCAUACCGCAAGGUCCAGGCCCGAACAUAAUUGUAAGAAAUAAUCCUCAGGGAUCAGUAUUUCCUGUUGCUGGAUAUCCUAAACCGGCGCAUAUCCCUCCAAUAGAAAAAGAUGCUGAAGAGAUACCUGUAAAUCCUGCUAAAAUCCCUCCAUUUCCUAAAACUAAGCCUGCUUCAAAAGGAAAACCCGAAAAACUGGAAACAUUUAAUGAGCCAAAUUCUACGGAACAAAGUUUAAACAACAACGUUGGCCAAUUUCCUGCAGCGAAACCUGACAGUACAAGUCUUCAACCAGGUGAAAGAUUUUUCAUCCUUAACGGUGACAACAUUUUUGCCUAUCCCAUACAGGCGGAAAGUCUAGGAUUCCCAGGUUUGAAGUAUACAAGUGUAGAGCCAUUCCCUAAGAAUCCUCCAAAAUUUGUAUUACAAAAAUCAAAUUUAUCUCCGAUAUCUCUACCUAAUCUCAUACUUCAGAAUUCUGUUGAAAAUUCGCAAUCACCACCAUCGGAAGAAAGCAAAGUUGAGGAAAACAGAAAAAUUCUUAGGAAUGCUCAAUCCUACGCUAGAACGCUAUUUCCGGAGAAUGUAAUAAAUUCGGAUUACCGAUUAUUGAAUCAAGACACAAACCAAAAUUCAGAAUUCGUUCCUCCCCAACUAGUGGGUCAGUUUAGAUUUGUUCCUAAUGCAAUUCCCAAUUUCUAUCCCUACAGAGAUGAUAUUCAAGAUGACGCAGUUGUUAUAGAUGCUAAUGUUGAUGCGUCUAAUAUAGAUGGACGACUGGAAAAUACACAGAAAGUUGAAGUAGAAACAACUACUACAAGUCAACCGACGACAACGGAAAAACAAUCAGAUCCAGGAACGGCCCAAGCUGGUCCUCAAGCUACAGCUAUAGCAGGGCCAGGUGGUACUGCAGGGUCUUCUCCUAGAGGUACUGCAAUUGUAGGUAAAGGAGGGCUAGCCAUUUCGAGUCCUGUUGCUACAGCUGUAGCUGGAACAAAAGAAGAUGAGAAAAAGAAGAAUGCAACAACAAAGAAGCCUUAAAGAUUUAUGAUGUAAAAUUUAGACUAUAUUUUUUAAUACGUACCUUAAACCAAGGCUACUUUCAGCUGAUUACUGAUUUUUCGAAAUAUAUUUCGCAUGAAAAAUGUGCACGACUAGCGUAUAUAAAUAUUCUUAGAUUGGUGUAUGGGAAUUACUACUUCCUGGAAGACCAUUAGAUUAGAAAUAUGUAAUGUAAUUUUCGGUAUGUUUAAAAACUUGAUGUAUAUCAAAGUUUUUCGAAAUAUUUUUAACUUUGAAUCGAAUUAAUGGUUAAAUAUUACAUCGACCAUUUAUUAAUGGUUAAUGUAAUCUAAAGUAAAUAAUAUAAGUUACAAAGUUUUAAUCAUUUAUCAUUUAUCUCACAUAUUUUGCAAGUAACUGAUCAGUUAUCUUUGUCAGCAACAGAUCAACCAACUUAUAUUAAAUAUCUCAACUAUGUCAACAAAAGUAAACUUUUCUAUAGAAAAUAAAGUGUGUUACAUAGGGGCACUCUUACUCUUAUUUAUUUGUUCCUUCGCAUACUUUUUAAGUUAGUUUGUUCUAACUGUUUACAACCUACCCCAACUAAAACAAUAAUAAUACAAACACCUGAAACUUGUACAAUAUAUGGCAGAACAACAAUUUUACAAGUCCUAGUUUACGGUACGUAUUAAAAAAAAAUUGAGGCAAAGAAAUGCAAAUAUAAUUAUUAUAAGGACAUCUGUUUAUUAAGCUCUGUAGAACAUGAACUUGUGUAUGUUAUAGUGAACCGCCGAAUUUACUCAAUGUUGAAUUAGGUUCUUACAAAAACAUAUCCCCAGUGAUUAUAAACAAAUAAAAAAUAAACUGAUAAAAUAUU
Sitophilus oryzae (rice weevil) is the source of this 2346-nucleotide messenger RNA. RefSeq lists its product as uncharacterized. Bases 138 to 1508 code for a protein of 456 amino acids. NCBI's taxonomy places the organism in Eukaryota, Metazoa, Arthropoda, Insecta, Coleoptera, Curculionidae. The record is from RefSeq and is a predicted model, not a curated record. The transcript has 7 exons.